Molecule: messenger RNA, 540 nt
Organism: Desarmillaria tabescens
Lineage: Eukaryota; Fungi; Basidiomycota; Agaricomycetes; Agaricales; Physalacriaceae
Exons: 3
Coding region: 1-540 (179 amino acids)
Source: RefSeq, a predicted model, not a curated record
AUGUCUCAGCCCGAUAUUAAUCAGCAGCCCGCGCCAUCGAGCGACCACCAGGCGCCCAUCCAACAGCCCUCAAGUUCUGGCUUCCGUAUUCCAUUGCAUUCGUCCGCUACUACCUUCCCACCGCAGGAUCUUACUGGACCACCCCCAUGCUAUGAUAUUGACGGAUCCCCAAUGUACUUUGGUUCCGCCAUCUUCGAUAAAUCCGUCCAUCCAUGCAAGAUCGGGCCCUAUCUACGUGACCCUUGCUCAGUCCCCUUGGGAGGUCGCGAGGUAGCCCAUAAUGGGCGUUACGAUCUACUCCCGUUCGAUCCCGAUACCAUGGAAUUUGUAACCACGUCUUACGGAUUCAUCCCGGCUGGCAGGAGGCCGGUUGAAGGCGGCUACGAGGAGGAUCGGAUACCGCUGUACCAUGGCGUGGCCAUGUUCAAUAAUAUUAGAAUACCAGGGAAGACGAGCAUUCGCUUGGCCGGAUGUAACGUAACUUUCAAUGGCGGUGAGCACGUUGUUAAAACCAACUAUGAAAUCUUGUGCUGGAAGUAA